AUGCAGAAGAGGGAAUCAAUGAUUAUAAUCUUGAAUAUGAAGUUAAUUAAUUUCAUAAUCGUCAGUUUUAAGCAUAAUAUGGAGAUAGCCAAAUUGUAUCCUCUAAUGGUUUCAUUUUUUAAGUUAGAAAUUUCGAGUUUUUUAAUUGCUAUUAGGAACUAGCAUAGUUAAGUUGUCAUUUUAGCUGCUAAGAUUGUAAUACCAGAAUAUAAGGUUUGUAUAUCUCCAUAUUUUACAAAUGAUAAUGAAAAUUAAUGUCAAAACUAUAAGGACUUUAAUCUCAAAUUGACAAAGGAUGAUACUAUAUAUAUAAGUAAAAAUUGUGAAUAUGGUUAUUUUGAGUUUGAUGGAGUUUGCUUAUAAUGUCCUUCAAUAAUAAAGGAAGGCGUGAUUACUUGUUAUGAAUGUUAAAUUAAUCCAAAGAACUGGUAUCAGAAUCCUACUGUUAUUCAUCACUAGUUUUAUAGAUGA
This is a messenger RNA of Paramecium tetraurelia, 471 nucleotides long. RefSeq lists its product as uncharacterized. The record is from RefSeq and is a predicted model, not a curated record. The transcript is spliced from 2 exons. NCBI's taxonomy places the organism in Eukaryota, Ciliophora, Oligohymenophorea, Peniculida, Parameciidae.